Messenger RNA from Aspergillus novofumigatus IBT 16806, 1011 nucleotides. RefSeq lists its product as uncharacterized. The record is from RefSeq and is a predicted model, not a curated record. The transcript has 6 exons. Gene Ontology annotation, molecular function: DNA-binding transcription factor activity, RNA polymerase II-specific; zinc ion binding. Gene Ontology annotation, biological process: regulation of DNA-templated transcription. Bases 1 to 1011 code for a protein of 336 amino acids. NCBI's taxonomy places the organism in Eukaryota, Fungi, Ascomycota, Eurotiomycetes, Eurotiales, Aspergillaceae.
AUGUCCACCAACCCCCACGAAUUUGGCGACCCUAAUCGACAGGGACAGUAUCCACCGCCUCCCCAGUGGAACUCUAGUCAGCCUGAGGAUAAUCCAGCUCCAGCUCACUAUCCGCCAGCAUCUCAAUACCCUUAUCCUCCGGCCUCCUAUCCUCCUCCUCUAAACGCAGACCACCCGUAUUCGCAUCCACCACCACCCCCGUCACAGUACCCGCCUACCUCCCACAUGGCCACCAUCCACCCUCAUGUGCAAGGUACCCAGGACCCUUACAGACUCCCUCCUCCUCCUGGCGCCUACCGUCCUCAGGAUGUCUACGCUCAGCCAGCUCCUCCACCGCAGCCUCAAGUUGUAUACCAAGCCGCGGCUCCUAGACAGCGGACCGCGAUAGCCUGUCGUUACUGCCGCAGACGCAAGAUUCGAUGCUCGGGAUUUGAAAGUUCUCAGGAUGGGCGCUGCAGCAACUGUAUCCGUUUCAACCAAGAGUGCAUGUUCACUCCGGUUUCGUCCCAAGCACAGGCAUUUGUACCGGCACACGCUGCCUAUCCUCAUCUCAGAAACCCUCAAAACGGCCGCGCUGCCUCACCCCCUGCUGAUAGUACCCUUCCGCCGCCUCAAGGAAUGUACCAACAUCCGUACGGAACCGCACCGCCACCCCUUGCAUCCGCUGUGCCCGCAGACCACAGACCUGCCGGCCGACGCGGCUCUGGUUCCGGUUUCGAGUAUCCUGACCCGACCAACCUUGCGCCGCAUGAUCGGCGUCCCUCGCCGCAAUCUGCCUACCCGUACGAUAGCCGUCACUCCUCUUCCCCACACAGCUCCCCAUAUCCUCCUCUGCACACCGCUCCGACUGCGAUGACUCCUCCACCGACCUCAACUCCUGGAGGUUCGGUCAGUUCGUCUCGAGGUGGGCUGAAUGUUCGGGAUAUGUUGAACCCCGGUGACAGCCAGGGUCGUUCCAGCACCGAUAGCGAUAUGCUAAAUGCGCUGAAUCGCCGGGGCCUCAACCAGUAA